Messenger RNA from Ostrea edulis (European flat oyster), 4333 nucleotides. RefSeq lists its product as uncharacterized. NCBI's taxonomy places the organism in Eukaryota, Metazoa, Mollusca, Bivalvia, Ostreida, Ostreidae. Gene Ontology annotation, cellular component: nucleoplasm; chromatin. Bases 1797 to 3716 code for a protein of 639 amino acids. The record is from RefSeq and is a predicted model, not a curated record. Gene Ontology annotation, molecular function: zinc ion binding; ubiquitin-protein transferase activity. The transcript is spliced from 10 exons. Gene Ontology annotation, biological process: positive regulation of DNA-templated transcription.
UAGACAGGUCAACGACGCCACGAACAGGUAAAUAGAAUUACUUAUAAACAUAACCCACAGUAGACAGGUCAACGACGCCACGAACAGGUAAAUAGAAUUACUUAUAAACAUAACCCACAGUAGACAGGUCAACGACGUCACGAACAGGUAAAUAGAAUUACUUAUAAACAUAACCCACAGUAGACAGGUCAACGACGUCACGAACAGGUAAAUAGAAUUACUUAUAAACAUAACCCACAGUAGACAGGUCAACGACGCCACGAACAGGUAAAUAGAAUUACUUAUAAACAUAACCCACAGUAGACAGGUCAACGACGCCACGAACAGUAGGACCCACCUGCGCAACCAAUUGCGCAAGAACUUCGUAAGGACUAGUUUUACCCUAACCCAACAAGCGACAAGCAGGCGAGAGCGCGCAAGAGGAAUGAGGAAGAAGUGAAAGGCAAUUUGAAGUUUGUACAAGACGGGCUUGUUUUCAUAUAGUGAAUAUUCCAAUAGAAAGGAAAAGAAGGAACUGUACACAAGUUGUAAAGUGAUAAUACUUCGAUGUAGUGCGUGGCAUCAUAAAGGGAGAAGAAAGGAUUGACAUGUGGUAGUAUAAACAGCUGUAUCAUUAAUUCUUAGACAUCAUGAUUUUAGAACAAUUUAGAGGUCACCAGAACUUAUAACUCAAGUGAGUUUUUAUGAUUUGUCAUCAGCAAACUGUGUAUCUGUAAGUGUUUCACAUUUUUAGCUCACCUGAGCUGGAAACUCAAGUGAAAUAUUCUGAUCACUUUUUGUGCACUGUCUGUCUGUUUGUCCGUAUGCACAGUUUUCACUUAUUCGAUUUCUCCAGAACCGCUGUGACAAUGUCAAUUAAACUUGGUACAAAUGAUCCUUGGAAGAAGGCCCUUAGGAGAAUCAAGUUGUUAAAAGGAAAAGUCAUGAUCCCUUCAAAAUGGAGAUAAUCAAGAAAAUGGAAAAAUAGGGUGGAGUCCUUUGAAAUUUUUCUAAAGAAGCGUUGGGCCAGAAAAGUUGAAACUUACAUAAAGGCUUCCUGACAUGGGUACCAUCAAGUUUGUUCAAAUCACGGCCUCCAAGGGCAGGGUGGGGUAUUUUAGGGGAUAGGAGUUUUACAUGAGUAUAUGCAUAACAUCUUUGAAAACGUUCUUGUCAAGAACAACAGAGCUCUGAGUAGUACUGUCAUGUUGAUAUAUGCAAGGAUACCCAGGUAGUGUAGAUUCAAAUUUGAUGAAAUCAGUACCCCCAAAUCCAGAACCCUGUGGAUAGUGUGUGUUCACAAUAGAGAUCAAAGUUUUGGAUGAUAAUAUAUAUAGGAAAAUAUUAUUCUCAACAACAGUAAAUCCAUGAUUAGUCAUGAUGACAAGACCGUACAUUUCAUACCAUGAUUGUUGACCUUUUAACCUUGUAUUUCAGUUAUGUUGUAAACUUUGGGGCAAGAAAAACAAAGAACAGCUGAACAAGAGCAGAGCCAAGGUAACUCGGGUGAUAAUAGCUAGAUAUAUCAGCAUCACAAAGACAGAAGAACAGAAAACAGGCACUGAAUCCUCAGGACAGCUGUGUGAAAGAGAAAAGGAAGAUAAAAGCAGAGUGGUUCACACUGGACUCCCAUGAGGUCCUGCAUUACUGAGGAAAGAAAGGUGAUGUUAAAAAGCAUCAGUUUUGACCACACAGAGUAUCCUUAAGUAGGGGGACUCAACAUUAAUCAAAAUCUGACUUCCUGUUUUGACGAAGGCUUGGACCAUCAACAAGUUACUGUAUAGAUUGUGUUCCUAAAGACCCAGACCCUCCACAUCAUGGACACACUAGGACUCAGCACUCAGCUAAAAGUACGACAAUGUUCUCAAUGUCAGGGGGACACUGAGUUUUACUGUAACACAUGUAAACGUGAUCUGUGUUUACAGUGUAAAGAGAAACAUGUCAUUGAUCUACAUAUCAAACACCAUGAUGUUGUGAUUUACCGUGAGAAGUUUAACUACAUCCCCAGACAAGAGAUCUGUGUCAGACAUCCAGACAGGUUCUAUGAAAUGUUCUGUCAGUCGUGUGAACUUUCUGUCUGUUUCCGAUGUUUAGAGCACCGAAAACACCAAAUACUGGACAUUAGAACAGCCUAUCAAACAAAGCGACAACAACACCGAGAAAUCAUUGACACCAUCAGAAGUGAGACUCUCUAUAACUGUCGUGUUCUCCUGGCAGGAAUCCAAACUGAUAUCCAAACUUGUCCCCCACAAAUCUGUCACCGUCAAUCACAGAUGUCAACAAAAGCCCAAAGACUGAAGGAUCUGAUUGACACUGCGGUAUGUGAUGUUAAAACAAGAUACCGAGGUUUAUUGAUUGAUAGAAUACAACAACAGAAGAGAAAAAUGAACAGACACCUCACCCACAUACAGAACUAUGAAGACAGAUAUGAACAAUCAGCAAACAGAGCGGUACAAUUCCUCUUGUUUAUAAAGACCAGUCGUGUCCCCCAGAUAAAGGACACCCCUAAUCUUCCACAACACCUGCUGCUGUCCCUGACUGAGGGAUUCAACAUGGAGGAUGUCAGUCCGUUAUUGAGGGGAAUCCCAGAAAUCCAAAUGACAACAGGAAAACGACAAGUAGGAAUAGACGAGUGUGUGAAACUGAUGUCCACACCUGUAUUACACACGUCUGUCUGUGUGACAGGUGUUAGUCGUGUGAGACACAUAUCUCGUGUGAUGUCAGACCGGGUCUGGGUCUCUGAUGUAGUCAAUCUCAUCUUGACAGACACAACAGGAGACACUAUACACCGUGUGACAGAUAUAAUACCAUUGUAUGGAGGAGGACACACAGUGAACAGUUCUGGUGAACUGAUUUAUAUAGACAGUGAAUUUAACAUCAACAAACUGUCUGUGAACAAUCACACAGUCACCACACAGAUAGAGUAUACAUCACCAUGGCAACCACUGUGUGUGUACUGCUCCCCGUCCACUGGAGAUCUGAUGGUCGGGAUGUGUAACUAUAAAACAAAUACAGGCAAGGUAACCCGGUACAACAGUAGUGGUCAACACAUCCUGACCAUACAACACGACAACGAACAUCACACAGUGUAUAGUGAACCUUAUUAUAUCACAGAGAACAAUAACGGUGAUAUUAUUGUGUCUGACUUGAUUAAAUAUAACCGUGGUGCUGUAGUGGUGACAGAGCGCGGGGGGAGACAUCGAUUCUCCUACACAGGACCUCCAUCAGGAUCAUCACUAUAUCCACUAGGAAUCUGUACAGACGCGCUGUCGCACAUCCUGGUGUGUGAUGGUAACACCGACACAGUACAGAUGAUUGACAAGGACGGUCACUUCCUGUCUCUGUUACUGACAGAACACGGGAUAAACAUACCACACAGCCUGAACUAUGAUGAUAAAACUCACCUUCUCUGGGUCGGAUCAGAGUACCCCAACACAGUGUCUGUAUAUAGAUAUCUACAGAGGAGGUACUCUCUGACUGUUAAUCCAGACAGAGAUGAGCAGAUCACGGAAGCUGCUGAAAGUUUUGAGGAGAUUCAGGAAUCGGGAUCAGAGCUGGAAAUCAGUGGAGAGUCCGAGUCUGAAGAAAACAGCGAGGAUCUGAAGUCUGAGGAUAGCAACGAGGAAUCUGAUCCUGAUGACGAGGACACUGCUGAAUCAGGGACCAGUGAAGAUAAUGGUGUAGAGGAAAACGAUGAUCGGAAUUUAGAGGAGACCAGCGAGAAUGAAGAUGAAUAAGAAAUGUCUGGAUUCAGCACGAAUGGGUAGAUUACUGUGACUAAACAGGACACCAACACCUCAUCACCACAUCGUCUUCCACCCUCCACCUGAGACAUUGAUGUUAACAGGCCACCAACACCUCGUCACCACAUCAUCUGCCACCCUCCACCUGAGACAUUGAUGUUAACAGGCCACCAACACCUCGUCACCACAUCAUCUUCCACCCUCCACUUGAGACAUUGAUGUUAACAGGCCACCAACACCUCGUCACCACAUCAUCUUCCACCCUCCACUUGAGACAUUGAUGUUAACAGGCCACCAACACCUCGUCACCACAUCAUCUUCCACCCUCCACUUGAGACAUUGAUGUUAACAGGCCACCAACACCUCGUCACCACAUCAUCUUCCACCCUCCACUUGAGACAUUGAUGUUAACAGGCCACCAACACCUCGUCACCACAUCAUCUUCCACCCUCCACUUGAGACAUUGAUGUUAACAGGCCACCAACACCUCGUCACCACAUCAUCUUCCACCCUCCACUUGAGACAUUGAUGUUAACAGGCCACCAACACCUCGUCACCACAUCAUCUUCAACCCUCCACUUGAGACAUUGAAGUUAACAGGCCACCAACAC